Molecule: messenger RNA, 875 nt
Organism: Oncorhynchus keta (chum salmon)
Lineage: Eukaryota; Metazoa; Chordata; Actinopteri; Salmoniformes; Salmonidae
Product: 40S ribosomal protein S5
Exons: 6
Coding region: 150-767 (205 amino acids)
Biological process (GO): ribosomal small subunit assembly; translation
Cellular component (GO): ribosome; cytosolic small ribosomal subunit
Molecular function (GO): rRNA binding; structural constituent of ribosome; mRNA binding
Source: RefSeq, a predicted model, not a curated record
GAUGAAAUUUCUACCAUGGAACUAAAGUUCCAUAAAAGCCGUGCAAUCCGGAUACUUUUGCUUCAUUUCCGCCUUGCUGGAUAUCUGCAUGAGGCAACCUCACCAGGCCCUUUUACGUCUCUGAGAAGUGUGGUACAGAACGGCAGACAAUGACUUCAGAGUCGUGGGAGACUGCCCCAGCAGUGGCUGAAACGCCAGAAAUCAAGCUCUUUGGGAAAUGGAGUACCGACGAUGUUCAGAUCAAUGACAUCUCACUGCAGGAUUACAUUGCCGUGAAGGAGAAGUAUGCUAAGUACCUGCCACACUCUGGAGGCCGUUAUGCUGCCAAGCGUUUCCGAAAGGCCCAGUGCCCCAUUGUGGAGCGUCUCACAAACUCCAUGAUGAUGCACGGCCGCAACAACGGCAAGAAGCUGAUGACCUGUCGCAUCGUUAAGCAUGCCUUUGAGAUCAUCCACCUGCUCACUGGCGAGAACCCCCUGCAGGUGCUGGUCAAUGCCAUUAUCAACAGCGGACCCCGUGAGGACUCCACCCGUAUUGGUCGUGCUGGUACUGUGAGGAGGCAGGCUGUGGACGUGUCCCCUCUGCGUAGAGUCAACCAGGCAAUCUGGCUGCUCUGCACUGGAGCAAGAGAAGCUGCUUUCAGGAACAUCAAGACCAUCGCUGAGUGCCUCGCCGAUGAACUGAUCAACGCUGCUAAGGGUUCUUCUAACUCCUACGCCAUCAAGAAGAAGGAUGAGUUGGAGAGAGUCGCCAAGUCCAACCGUUAAAGUUUGCUUUCUAGAAGAAAAAAAACGAGGAAAUAAAUUUGAACUUCAUUUGUUUAAUGUGGUAUGGUGUUUAGUAAAAUGCAUACUUAUAAAGGCAUCAAUACAUGA